UAAAAUUCAAGCCAAAAAUCAUUUACUUUCUAUUUCUUAUCAACCACUUUUUUUCUUCUGUCUUUGAACUCUUUUUCAUUCCCUUUCUCAUCUCUCAGAAACAAUGUCUAAUAUUAUUAUUAUUUUCGAUUUUGACAAAACUAUCAUUGAUUGUGAUAGUGAUAAUUGGGUUAUCGAUGAAUUGGGUUUCACAGAUUUGUUCAAUCACCUUCUUCCCACAAUGCCUUGGAACUCUGUCAUGGAUAGGAUGAUGAUGGAGCUUCAUUCAAAUGGUAUUACCAUUCAAGAGAUUGAAAAGGUUCUUCAUAGGAUUCCAAUUCAUCCCAGAAUCAUACCUGCUAUUAAAUCAGCACAUGCUUUAGGGUGUGAUUUGAGAAUUGUUAGUGAUGCCAAUGUGUUUUUCAUUGAAACUAUUUUGAAGCAUUUGGGAAUAAGAGAAUGCUUCACAGAGAUUAACACUAAUCCAGGUUAUGUUAAUCAACAAGGAAGAUUAACAAUUUUGCCUUAUCAUGAUUUCAAUAAGGCUUCACAUGGUUGUACUCAUCCUUGUCCUCCAAACAUGUGCAAGGGUUUAAUCAUUGAUAGAAUUCUAAACACAGUUAAUGAAUUGGAUAACAAGAGGUUUAUCUACCUUGGUGAUGGUGCUGGUGAUUACUGUCCUAGUUUGAGAUUUAGAGAAAGAGAUUUUGUGAUGCCAAGGAAGAAUUUUCCAGUUUGGGAUUUGAUAUGCAAAGAUUCUUCAUUGGUUAAGGCUGAAAUUAAUGGUUGGUGUGAUGGAGAAGAAUUUGAACAAGUUCUGAUGAAGUUGAUCAACAAAAUUAUGAUUGAAGAAAAUGCUAAAUUGGUUUCAAGUGAUUGCAAGCUACAAACUAUAUCAACUCCUGUGUUUGAAACCUUGCCUAAAGCUCUAUCAGUUAGACCAUAGAGUUUUAGUCUACAAUCUUACCAAUGUAUCAUAAAGUAAUGAUAGGUUUUUCUUGGUGCUUUGUUUAACUUUAAUUAACCUUUUCUGAUAUUGUUCAUUCUGUUCAAAAUGGAUCUGUAACCUAUCAUAUGCGAAGAUCAAUUUUCCUUUGAAGGUGCUGAUUACUUAUUCUAGCAGCUAUAAUUUUACAAUGUGCUCUUUUAUUAAUGAUAUGUGAUACAAUGAAGUUUAUGAAUUUGGUAGGAUAUAUCAUAUAUGCAAUGUAACCACCUCCUCUUAAGCUUCCAAGGAACAAGGCAUGAGAUGAGAAAGCUCGCACAAUAAGUUGAGUCAAAUUCUAAACACAAAUCUUUUCUAUGAUUCUGAUGUGCUAUCUCCACUGCAUACAUGACUCCAAUGUGCUCAGCACGGACAUCAUUCAUAGUUCCAAGGUGACAACUUAAACUUCCCAAAUGGUCUAUGUUUGAAUUUCUGAAAAUUCUACCACAAGCACAAAUAGAUGGAGUGCAUAUAGACAUGCCAUUAGUGUUGCAUUUUAUCCAACCAAGAGUGAGAGGUUUCCAAAUAACUUUAGUAAUGUAUUUUAAUGGAGAAGGCUUAAAGGAUAGAUAAAUCUAACAUAGAAGAGUUGGAAUUUUUCUGAUUUAUGCUGCUUGAAAUAGAGACAUUGGAGGAUAUGGAGACUGUUAGGUGAAAAUUGAUAAAUCUGUUCAGCUGGGCGAAACUCACUUCUGAGCUGAAAAAACAGAAAGUUCAUUGUGGGCGUAAUCGGUUACUGUAGCCGGUUACCACAAGGGUGUAACUAGUUAUAGCUGAGCGAAAUUCACUUCUGAGCUGAAAAACAGAAAGUUCAUCGUGGACGUAACCGGUUACCGUAUCCGGUUACCACUGAAAUGAUUUUAAUUUUGUAAUAGUUGUAACCGGUUAUAGGUUUAGUGUAAUUGGUUUCAGGUCUGAGAAUUUUAUUUUUAUGUUAUUUGGCUUAUGUAACUUGUAUCCCAAUCCACUUGUAAUUGAUGUAUCAGUACCUUAGAGGUAUUCUCAUCUAUGUUUUUGACAUAUCUAACUUGAGCGCCAUGACUCCUCUCUUUCCUUUUGUCUUCUUCUUCAUCCAAUGGAAACACUCCAUAGCCAUAAUAAGACGACCUUUCAUAAAGACACUUUACUCCUCGUUAAUAAUCUCAGGAAGGAUGUGUUCGAUCCUAUUGGCUAUCGUCUUUGUAACCACCUACAUACCACAUUACAAAGGCUUAUCGCCUUGAAGUCUUUUGGGAUUGAGGGAUUUUUACACUUUAGGAUCACAAAAAUGUGAGUGUUAUUUAUGCUUCCAAGGUCUUUGUUAUUGUUCAGAACAUGAUGAAUAAUCGUGCUAAACUCAGGACCUACAAUGUGCCAAAACUUUUGGAAGAAAAGAGAUGGAAGACCGUCAGGUCCAGGUCCCUUAUGGGGUUGCAUCUUGAAGAGAGCUUCUUUCACCCCUGAGGAGUAAAUUUUCCUUCACACCAACUGAUAUGAACGAGAUUCAAUUUCCCCUUCACCACAGAGCAGACAUCAUGAAUGUUUGUAGGGAGGGAAGAGGAAAAUAAUUAGGAGAACUAAUUUACCAAGAGUCUUUCAUAGUGUUCGUCUCCUCUCCACCAACAUCCAUUGUCGUCUUCUAGCUUCUUGAUUGUAUUUGUUUUCCUUCUUUGAUAUGGUUUCUCGUGGAAAAACUUUGUGUUUCUAUCACCAUGUUUUAGCUAAAGCGCCCUACUUCGUUGCCUCCAGAUAACCUCUUUGACUUAUAGUAGAUUAUUUCUUUGACUUUCUAAUGCCUUAUAAGUAUUGAUAUCUUCCGCACUGGCAUCCCAUAUGCUAUCACCCUUCAGCAACUCCUCAAUACUUCUUAUUUCUUUGCUAACUGAGCUGAUUUUGUACUCCUUGAAAAAGCCGUCUAAGCUUUGCCUUGCAUUGCAGCCAACUUGUUAUGGUCCCUGGUAGCUAGUUGUUCCACAGUUGGUCCAUAAAGUUUUCACAUCUAGGGUCUCUACUCCAUAGUUCUUCAAACCUGAAAAAUGUGUCCUCAUUUUCUAUCUUUACUCCCAGUAUCAGCUUCCAAUUCGAUUCUGAUCGCAGCAUGGUCUGAACCAUAGCGGGAGAGAUCAUUCACUCUACUAGGGGAAAAUCUUUUGACAAAACUCUUAGACGCCAAACUCCUAUCUAGCCUGCAUUGAACCUUAUGACUCUCUUGUCAUCCAUUUGUCCGAGUGAAGGGGUACCUUCAAUGCCCAAAUCGGUAAGACCACAAAGAUCCAUUAUUUGACGCCCCAAAGAAAGUUGGCUAGAAGUUAUGUUAUUCCCACCUCUUUUCUCAUGAUCAAACAACACAUCAUUUAAAUCCCCAAAAAUAAUAAAUCUAGCACCACCCCUUAACCACUUCUUGAAUUAACAACCAAGUUUUCCUCUUGUCGUGUUCCUCCGAGAAGCCGUAAAUUCCACUAAAAUAUCAUUCCUGAUUAUCACUGUCAUCUACCACUAAUCCCCCUAUAUGAUUGAAGGAGUAAGAGACAACGUUGAGCUGAAUCUUCUCCUUCCGCAAAAGAAUUAGACCCCCCUAUAUGUUGGUUAGUCUUUAAUUGUUGUUGUAUUUUAGAUAGUUGAAUUAUAUUGCUUUAAAAUUAUACCCUCUAUUGUAUAUGUUUAACCCUCUAUUGUUGUUGUAUUUUUUUUUUUUUUUUUUUUUAGUUCUGUCCUUGAAGGAUAUAUCUUUUGCUUCUGCAAUUGUAUUGUUGGGUGUACCUUGAGUACAAAUUAUAAUAUACCAUUGAUUAUUAAAAAAAAACAUUUUUUUAGCUCUUCAAAAAAAGAAAAAAAAUUUAAAAAUUCAAAACUUAAAUUAACCUACAUUCUACCUGGUUCUUUUUAUAAGAAAUAUAUGAAAUAAGUAUACCAAUUUUUAUUGACUAAGCUUUUAAGAAAUUAAGUAGACGAUUUUAUUCCAAAUUGGUAGAACCGGACAAUACUGAGAAUAUUCUGGUGUAUGCCGUUCCAAUUCAGCGGUACCGAAUUUAGUAACUAGUGCAUUAUACACUCACAACAACAACACCUAAUCCAACGG
Messenger RNA from Vicia villosa (hairy vetch), 4022 nucleotides. Its product is annotated as inorganic pyrophosphatase 2-like. The coding region runs from base 104 to 925 and encodes 273 amino acids. The transcript has 3 exons. The record is from RefSeq and is a predicted model, not a curated record. Lineage: Eukaryota; Viridiplantae; Streptophyta; Magnoliopsida; Fabales; Fabaceae. Gene Ontology annotation, molecular function: phosphatase activity.